AUGUCUUUGAAAUACGUAGUAUAAAGAAGUGGGUGUUGCUUUCGUCAUUUGAUAGUUCGCUCUUGUAUCAGUAGGUUGGUACUGUUACUAUACAUUUCGGAGGCUGAUACAAAUUAGUCUCUUAUUUUUAUUAAUCAUCUCAAGAGUCAUGUAUUGAUUGUAAUUGGAGUAAUAAAAAAUACCCUCUGUCAAAAUGAUAGGGGGUUUAUUUGUGUAUAAUCAUAAGGGAGAGGUACUCAUCUCUAGAGUGUACAGAGAUGACAUUGGACGGAAUGCAGUCGAUGCAUUUCGUGUCAAUGUUAUCCAUGCCAGACAACAAGUACGUUCUCCUGUUACCAAUAUUGCUAGAACAUCCUUCUUUCAUAUAAAACGUGCUAAUAUUUGGCUAGCUGCUGUUACUAAACAAAAUGUUAAUGCUGCUAUGGUCUUUGAAUUUUUAUUAAAAAUUAUUGAUGUUAUGCAAUCAUACUUUGGUAAAAUUUCUGAAGAAAAUAUCAAGAACAACUUUGUCCUAAUUUAUGAGCUUUUGGAUGAAAUCUUGGAUUUUGGUUAUCCACAAAAUUGUGACACUGGAGUUUUAAAAACAUUCAUUACUCAGCAAGGAGUAAAAUCAGCAACAAAGGAAGAACAGGCUCAAAUAACUUCGCAGGUAACAGGUCAGAUCGGAUGGAGAAGAGAGGGUAUCAAGUACAGACGCAAUGAAUUAUUCCUUGAUGUUCUUGAAUAUGUGAAUCUCUUAAUGAGUCCUCAAGGACAAGUGCUGAGCGCACAUGUUGCUGGGAAGGUUGUGAUGAAGUCUUAUUUGUCUGGAAUGCCAGAAUGCAAAUUUGGAAUCAAUGAUAAGAUUGUUAUGGAGGCUAAAGGUAUGAAAGGUGGAAGUGGCUUGGGAGGAGGUGGAGAUGAUCCUACAGGUGCUAGAUCUGGAAAACCUGUUGUCGUGAUUGAUGACUGCCAAUUUCAUCAGUGUGUUAAGCUUAGUAAAUUUGAGACAGAGCAUGCCAUCAGUUUUAUACCUCCUGAUGGAGAAUUUGAAUUGAUGAGAUAUCGUACCACCAAAGAUAUAUCAUUGCCAUUCCGUGUCAUUCCAUUAGUACGUGAAGUGGGACGUACAAAAAUGGAGGUGAAAGCAGUACUGAAGUCAAAUUUUAAACCAUCUUUGUUGGGGCAAAAGAUCGAAGUUCGAGUACCCACUCCACUGAACACUGCUGGAGUACAAUUGAUUUGCUUGAAAGGGAAAGCAAAAUAUAAAGCAUCCGAAAAUGCUAUUGUAUGGAAAAUUAAGCGCAUGGCUGGUAUGAAGGAAACUCAGUUAUCAGCAGAAAUCGAUUUGCUUGAAACCGACACGAAGAAAAGGUGGACCCGGCCUCCAAUAUCGAUGAAUUUCGAAGUACCAUUUGCGCCCUCUGGAUUCAAAGUUCGUUACUUGAAAGUAUUUGAAUCCAAACUAAAUUAUUCCGAUCAUGAUGUUAUAAAAUGGGUGAGAUACAUAGGCCGAAGCGGUCUAUAUGAGACACGAUGUUAAUAAUCUCAUCGCAUUAAUUGUAAAUGAGUAAUCUCAAAACAUAAAUAUCAUUUUCUCAGAACUAUCACUUUACGGCGCAUAUUUAAAAAAAAGUUUUCUGAAAUACUCAGACUAACUGACAAAUGAUUAAACAAAUAAAUAGAUAGAUACCAAGAGGGGAAGAUUUUUGUGCCAAUGUUUUUUGUAAUCUAGUUUUCCGUGUUUUAUAUUUUUAUCGUAGCAUGCGUAAGUUCGAGUUCUUUUUAAGAGUCUUUGUAUAACAAUUUUAUUCUAUCUGAAUUUUAGUGAAAUUCCAACUUUUGUGAAAAUUAAUAUUUGUAAUUUCAUGCGUUGAAUUAGAUUUUAAUCUUGAAUGUAUUAUAUCGUAUUUCAUUAUACAUUACGUUAAUGACAUUUUUUAGUCUCUUUGUAAACUAAAAAUUCACGACCUCUUUGGUAUCGUUACAACGAGAAAGUUUAAAGUAAUCGCUAAAUAACAUGAAUGAUAUUUAAAAUGAAGUUAGGUUAUUGAACAUUUGUGAAAUAGAGAAUGUCUUGAUUUAUUGUAAAGGAACAAUUUUUGUCUCUCUAUGUUAAAAUUCAUAUGCAUAAUAAAAUAUGUAUGUAAUUUGAAACGUUA
Messenger RNA from Frieseomelitta varia, 2141 nucleotides. RefSeq names its product AP-2 complex subunit mu (gene AP-2mu). The record is from RefSeq and is a predicted model, not a curated record. Gene Ontology annotation, cellular component: cytoplasmic vesicle; AP-2 adaptor complex. The coding region runs from base 194 to 1522 and encodes 442 amino acids. The transcript is spliced from 5 exons. NCBI's taxonomy places the organism in Eukaryota, Metazoa, Arthropoda, Insecta, Hymenoptera, Apidae. Gene Ontology annotation, biological process: intracellular protein transport; clathrin-dependent endocytosis. Gene Ontology annotation, molecular function: clathrin-cargo adaptor activity.